AUGACUUUUGCAUCCUGGAAUGUUCGGGGGUUGGCGGGGACUGAAAAAUUGAGUAUGGUCAAAAAUUUUAGAAAGAAGUUCAAUGUGCAUGUGCUAGGCUUAAUAGAGACAAAGAAAGAGGUGAUGACUAAAUUUGAGGUUGUGCAGUUGUGGGGUAAUGAUGGAGUGGGUUGGGAGUUUGUGGAGGCAGAAGGUGCUUCUGGCGGCCUGUUAUUGAUGUGGGAUAGCACGGUUUUUAACUUAAGUAGUUGCUAUAAAGGAGCUAGGUGGCUAUGUGUGGAUGGAGUGUUGUUAAAGAAUAAUUUUCGGUGUGCGUUCUGUUUGGUGUAUGGUGAACAUGAUAGGGAGGAAAAGCUUGUAGUGUGGGAAGAGCUAAGCUUCUUGUCCGGCUUAUGCCAGGUACUGUUCUGUUUUAUGGGGGAUUUUAACGAGAUUGUCCAAGUGGAAGAACGACUGGGGGCCACGUCUCUGCCAUGGUCUGUAGCAGAGUUUAAAUCUUGGGUUCAUGAUAUGGAGCUGAUGGAUCUAGUUUUAUCUGAUAGGCGGUUCACAUGGUUCCGGGGCCAAUCAUGUAGUCGUAUUGACAGGGUCUUGGUUAGUUUGGAAUGGUUGGAAGAAUUUCCUAAAACAAGGUUACAAGGAAGUCCAAGAGGGCUGUCAGACCAUUGUCCAAUGAUUAUGAACGUAACUAGGUUGGGAGGGGAGCCGAGACCGUUUCGGAGCCUGGAUUCAUGGUUUACUCACGAUGGGUUUUUGAGGAUGGUAAAGGAGGAAUGGAGGAGUCUCAGGGAGAUUCAGUUCAUGGAUAAAUUGAAGGCUAUGACGGCCCCACUGGGGAGAUGGCAUAGAGAGCAGUUUGGUGAUCUGGACAUAAGGAUUAACAAGUUUGAGGAGGAGAUCAGGAAGGUAGAUGAUAUGGUGAGUCAUGGAGUAUAUGAUGGAACAAUGGAGGCGAGAAGGAAGGCGCUUGUGAGCUCUUGUAAGAAAUGGUAUAUCAGAAAGGAAAUCCACUGGAAGCAGAUGUCACGGUCUAGGAAUGCUAAGGAGAUGGAUAAAAACACUAGAUACUUUCAUAAUCUCGCAUCGGCUCGUAGGAGAACAAUCGAAUUGAAGCCUUACGGAUCCAUGGGAGAGUAG
Messenger RNA from Arachis ipaensis, 1137 nucleotides. RefSeq lists its product as uncharacterized. The record is from RefSeq and is a predicted model, not a curated record. Gene Ontology annotation, molecular function: catalytic activity. Lineage: Eukaryota; Viridiplantae; Streptophyta; Magnoliopsida; Fabales; Fabaceae.